Molecule: messenger RNA, 2406 nt
Organism: Oryzias latipes (Japanese medaka)
Lineage: Eukaryota; Metazoa; Chordata; Actinopteri; Beloniformes; Adrianichthyidae
Gene: zwilch
Product: zwilch kinetochore protein
Biological process (GO): mitotic spindle assembly checkpoint signaling; protein localization to kinetochore
Cellular component (GO): RZZ complex
Source: RefSeq, a predicted model, not a curated record
GAUUUCUGUAAAACAAAAUUAUCGCUGAUCACAAUUUGACCUAUGACCUGAUGUCGUCACACUGUGGAGAAGCGCGGGAGUGUCAAAACAUCAACAGUGGCUCACAUUUUUAGCUAUAGUUUGGGUUCUUAUUUGCGGUUCUUUGUAUUUUGAGCGAUCGACUGAAAUUACGUGAUGGGUUCGAAGGUGAUACUUAACGCUAAGGAGUUUUUCUCUAUUCUUCGGUCGCUUCAGGUUGAAAGUAGCAACGAUUCAGUCACAUUUGAGGAGGACAUCCAUAUUGUAAAAAUGAAUGGGGACAAAAUUGCUGCAGUGAACAUGUAUUGUGGCAACCAGACCAUCUUUGUUUGUGAAAAAGCUACCCCAAAAAAAUGUCAACCAGAGAAUCAGCAAAUGACAUCAAGCUGUGAUGAUAACGACGAUGACGAUGCUGCUGAUGAUGAUAUUGAUGUUGAUGAUGCUGAUGAUGAUGGUGCUGAUGAUGCAGAUGCAGAUGCUCUGCAGACAGAACUGGUGCCACAGCCACUCACAAUCAUGAAAGCAAGGCAGUUGCUGUCUUGGUAUACAUUAUCUUUGAAUCCUGGUAUGUCGAUUGCUGACAAGAAUCCCGCCUUACAUCCUCUUUGGGUGCGCUGUGACAUGUCUGACCCCGCUGGAACAACUUGGCUUGGGGCCGAACCAGUCUGCGUCGACACUAAAAUAACUGCCAUCAAACUCUACUCCAUCACCUGCAAAUGUUCAACUGUGGACAAACGGUCUCUCAUAACCUUAGAAGAAUUAAAACAGGAGCAUAAAAAAAGGCACAACUCGUCUUCUAUAGGGAUUAAAGGCAGUGCUAGAUUCAGUCUGUUUGGCUCCACUGUUGUCGAGAACACGACAAUUGAGUCGCAAAGCAGUGUCACAGUGGACCUGAAGUGGAGUCAUGUGGAGAGUGUCCUUGAGGUCCCACCUCUGUCCUCGACUGCAACACUGAAUAUUAAAGUUGCUACUGGAGACAUGAGAAGCCCCAUGUUUGAGAUGUACAGAGAACUAGAGUUUCUACAGACUUUAGCAGAUGGUUUGAGAACGGGUGAGACUGAAUGGAUGGAACCUUUGGAAAGCAUGUCAGCUGUUAAUCUGACCAAAUCCUACCUAGAAGAGCUUCAAAGUACAGCAAAGACACCCCGAGAUCAGCCAGCAAAGACACCUGAGACCUCAAAGAGGAAGUCUGAAACGGAAACUCCAAUUUUCAACUCUUUCUUGGAAAGAGGAGACAUGGACUUCGUGGAGCAGCUUUGGAUUCGCAUGAGAAAAAGCGUAACCUCAUACCAGGAUAUUGGAGACUGCCUGAAGUUAGUCAUUGACGCCCUAAGAUACGGUGACAUCAAGCCCUGGAUUCACAGAGACAGCAGCAGCUCCCUCAGCAAGCUCAUUCUACAGUCCUACCACCAGCAGGUGGAUCAUGUUUCUCUGACAGGCAUCACUCCUGUCAGCAUGCUGCUAGAAAUGGGUUUGGACAAGAUAAGAAAAGACUACAUCAACUACCUGAUUGGUGAAGAGCUGACCACUCUGAAUCACUUGUGGUAUUAUUUGAACACGGAAGUCGAUUUGCAAGAGCAAGUGGCUCGACUCAGAAAACUGCACCAUCUGCUGGACAUCAUCGUGACCAGCAGUACCUUCCUGUGUCUGCCCUACGACCGCCUCUUCCAUCUCACUCAAUCAUGCUUGCAGUACUACAAAACAGCCGCAUAUGAUGAAGAGCACGAGUUUAAACUCCAGAUCAAACCUGCAAUGAUCAGCCAUUUCUAUCAGAAAGAGCACCCCAUUAAGUGGGGGGUGGAGGUGACCAGCGGACACACCCCCUGGGAGGUGCGGACAUCCUUGCAGCUCAGCGACAGACCUCUAGUUGAUCACGUCGUCUUUGAAACCGAUUAUCCAACGGACACAGCUAGUGAGGACUGCGAAGAGCCUGCUUUCUUUUCAACCAUGUUGUGCUGCAGCCUUGUCAGCUGUGCAUAAUUUAGUUUAAAAUUGCACAAAAACAUUUAGGUGUUUUGAGAUUUGUGUUAGCCACUGAAACUGUUAUUAAAAACCUGCAGUAACCCCUUUUUGUUUUAUUCUGACAUUACCUUAUUGAUUAAGUGUACCUCUCUGUCCAUCUGUCUGUCCAUUUUUCUUAAGAGAACAAUGGCAGAGAAAAUAAUACAUUCAUUGAAGAAAUAUUGGCCAAACAAAUUAGUUUAAUUUAAAGUACAGAGGAUAAUAGUGGCUGUUAGCAAAAACAACAUUGCACUUCAGUGUUCCAAUAUGGAAAUCAAUAUAUUGGAGGUGUAUUCUGAAAGUUUUGCCUUCUAAGUUCCAGUAUUUUUCCGGAAACUUUGUAUUCACACUUUAAAUUAACACUCAAUAGUUUUCUCUAAGCUCUGU